AUGGCCACCGCGGCUUCCAAUCCUUAUCUGCCCAGCAAUAGCAUCUUAUCAUCCGGAUCCAUCGUGCACUCUGACUCGGGAGGAGGGGGCAUGCAGCCGGGCAGCGCUGCGGUUACGUCGGGCUCUGGGGGCUACAGGGGAGACCCCUCAGUCAAGAUGGUGCAGAGUGACUUUAUGCAGGGCGCUAUGGCAGCGAGUAACGGAGGACACAUGCUGAGCCAUGCCCACCAAUGGGUGACUUCUCUGCCGCACGCCGCCGCUGCGGCUGCGGCUGCCGCGGUGGCCGCAGCCGAGGCGGGCUCUCCCUGGUCGUCCAGUCCCGUGGGGAUGACCGGCAGCCCGCAGCAGCAGGACGUGAAGGGCUCCAGCAGAGACGACCUGCACACGGGCACCGCGCUGCACCACAGGCCGCCGCACCUCGCCCCUCACCAGACACACGCCGGGGCGUGGGGCAGCACCACAGCCGCGCACAUUAACUCCAUCUCCGGCGGGCAACAGCAGCAGCAGUCGCUCAUUUACUCGCAGCCGGGGGGCUUCACUGUGAACGGCAUGCUGAGCCCGGGCAGCCAGAGCCUCGUGCACCCGGGCUUAGUGCGCGGGGACACCCCGGACCUGGAGCACGCGCACCAUCAUCACCACCACCACCAGCACGCGCACCACGCGCACCACGGCCACAACAGCCACGAGCCGCACUCGGACGACGACACGCCGACGUCGGACGACCUGGAGCAGUUCGCCAAACAGUUCAAGCAGCGGCGGAUCAAGCUGGGCUUCACGCAGGCGGACGUAGGGCUCGCGCUGGGCACGCUCUACGGGAACGUGUUCUCUCAGACCACCAUCUGCAGGUUCGAGGCGCUGCAGCUCAGCUUCAAGAACAUGUGCAAGCUCAAGCCGCUGCUGAACAAGUGGCUGGAAGAGGCCGACUCGUCCACGGGCAGCCCCACCAGCAUCGACAAGAUCGCGGCGCAGGGCCGCAAGAGGAAGAAGCGCACGUCCAUCGAGGUGAGCGUCAAAGGGGCUCUGGAGAGCCACUUCCUCAAGUGCCCCAAGCCCUCCGCGCAGGAGAUCAGCUCACUGGCCGACAACCUGCAGCUGGAGAAGGAGGUGGUCCGAGUGUGGUUUUGCAACAGGAGGCAGAAGGAGAAGCGGAUGACGCCCCCGGGAGUGGGAGCGCAGACACCGGAGGAUGUGUACUCUCAGGUCGGCAAUGGGCAUUUUUUAGUAGAUUACUUAAAAGAUGCAAGUGAGGCGAGCGACCAGAGGGUGACUACCACAAGUUCAUUCCACCAGGUAAUUUUGGCGCAUUAA
Messenger RNA from Boleophthalmus pectinirostris (great blue-spotted mudskipper), 1308 nucleotides. It is a transcript of the gene pou3f3b, whose product is annotated as POU class 3 homeobox 3b. Gene Ontology annotation, molecular function: DNA-binding transcription factor activity, RNA polymerase II-specific; RNA polymerase II cis-regulatory region sequence-specific DNA binding. Lineage: Eukaryota; Metazoa; Chordata; Actinopteri; Gobiiformes; Gobiidae. Gene Ontology annotation, cellular component: nucleus. Gene Ontology annotation, biological process: regulation of transcription by RNA polymerase II; brain development. Bases 1 to 1308 code for a protein of 435 amino acids. The transcript is spliced from 2 exons. The record is from RefSeq and is a predicted model, not a curated record.